Molecule: messenger RNA, 749 nt
Organism: Penaeus indicus
Lineage: Eukaryota; Metazoa; Arthropoda; Malacostraca; Decapoda; Penaeidae
Gene: RpL10Ab
Product: large ribosomal subunit protein uL1-like
Exons: 5
Coding region: 75-728 (217 amino acids)
Biological process (GO): maturation of LSU-rRNA; translation
Cellular component (GO): cytosolic large ribosomal subunit
Molecular function (GO): structural constituent of ribosome; RNA binding
Source: RefSeq, a predicted model, not a curated record
GCCGCCUCGCCUUCGACGCCUCGUGCUCUUCGUCCGUCUUCCUUUCUCAGCGCGGAGACCGGACAGCGAGCACCAUGUCGAGCAAGGUGACGAGGGACACCCUCUACGAGUGCAUCAACGGCGUGCUGCAGGGCGCCAAGGACAAGAAGCGCAACUUCCGCGAGACGGUCGAGCUCCAGAUCGGCCUCAAGAACUAUGACCCCCAAAAGGAUAAGCGUUUCAGUGGCACAGUGAAGUUGAAGCACAUCCCCAAGCCCAACAUGAAGAUCUGUGUCCUUGGUGACCAGAUGCACAUUGAUGAGGCUAAGGAGAACAACAUUCCCUGCAUGUCUGCCGAUGACCUCAAGAAGCUGAACAAGGACAAGAAGCUUGUCAAGAAGCUGGCAAAGAAGUAUGAUGCCUUCAUUGCCUCUGAUGCCCUCAUCAAGCAGAUUCCCCGUCUGUUGGGCCCUGGUCUCAACAAGGCUGGCAAGUUCCCUACCAUGUGCACUCACUCUGAGAAGUUGACAGACAAGUGCAAUGAGAUCAAGGCCACCAUCAAGUUCCAGAUGAAGAAGGUGUUGUGCCUGUCUGUUGCCAUUGGCCACGUUGAGAUGGCUUCGGAUGAACUAGUGCAGAACGUUUACCUGGCCAUGAACUUCUUGGUUUCGCUGUUGAAGAAGCAUUGGCAGAACGUGCGAUCCCUGCAUAUUAAGUCUACCAUGGGAAGGCCCCAACGCCUGUACUAAAAUAAACGUUGGAUGUGUGAA